AUGGCAGCUGCUGGCGCCAUUGCCACUCAGGAUGGGGGCGCCCAGGCAAAGAUAUGCCCGCAUCUUGACACUCAAGAUAACGGCUGUAUUCGCUACACCCGGGGCUUCGAUGUGACUGGGGUCCUUACAACUGUGGAGCUUCCGAAUAUUGAAAAUGCAUGCGAUUGUGUUCAGGCCUGCCUAGAUAGGCCAGAUACUUGCGCUUCAUACGUGUGGAAGUUUAAUGACCCAACUUCCGACCGCCGGACCUGCACGCUGUAUUCCAACUUCAACCUUCCAGCUGGCGUUGACGUUCUUUACAACACCACUGAAGUACCAGGCGUUAACCAGGGGCUUAAUCCCAUCUCCGACAAUCCUCAAAUCGGUAGCCGCGUACCUAAGGCUACAAAGCCCAACAGUACUGAUAUUGACGAAAAAGCCAUCUCUGGGCCUGUCUGGCAACUUGAAGAUGGCAAGGCGCAAUGUUAA
Molecule: messenger RNA, 468 nt
Organism: Aspergillus pseudoviridinutans
Lineage: Eukaryota; Fungi; Ascomycota; Eurotiomycetes; Eurotiales; Aspergillaceae
Exons: 1
Coding region: 1-468 (155 amino acids)
Source: RefSeq, a predicted model, not a curated record